This is a messenger RNA of Orbicella faveolata, 5241 nucleotides long. RefSeq lists its product as uncharacterized. Lineage: Eukaryota; Metazoa; Cnidaria; Anthozoa; Scleractinia; Merulinidae. The record is from RefSeq and is a predicted model, not a curated record.
CGGCUUUCGCUGUUCAACUUCGUGGUGAAAGUAGAUCAAUUCAAGAACAAAACUCUGUUCGUGUAUAACGAAAUCAAUAAAUGCAGCAAUAGGUCUAAGUAAAGGAGAUUAUGUUAUGGACUUUUGUUAGCUACAUUACUAACUAAAUUCAAACAACACUUAUCAUUUUUGGAUUAGCCAUUCUCAGCUUUGAUUUCAUGGAGGAGAGAUAAAUUUCUUUUUAUUUUGCAGUCUCCAAAGAAAUAAAACACAAACAUAUAUAUUUAAGUUUGGAAACAACAUAACUGAAUAACCAACUCCAAAAUAUAGAGGGUAAUAAUAAAUUUUAAUGGGUGCAAACGGGAAACAAAAUUUUGCAAAAACCUGUAACGCAGUUUUUGAGAAAGCCAUGAAAGGGUUUUGUGGGAUUCGCACAAUUAACUGCUACACAUUUCAUAACAAAAAGAUUUAUGUUUCCAGGUUGUGAAACCACGCAAAAUUGCAUGUCUAACAACAAACUGAAAAAAUGGAGGCAGGGUUUCAUAUUAAAAUUGGAAAAAUCCAGCUUUCUUUUGGGAAAGGAUGCCACAGUCUUUGCUGUGGUAACCUCUGUUGCUUAGAAGCCUUAAGAAAUAAAAGUGCUGUCAUAUGUGGUGAUCUUUGUGAAAUUGUUUUUUUUUUCCUCUACUUUUGGUGACGUACUAUCAAAAUAGCGGAAGUCAUUCUAAUGUUUAUGUGAUCGUUUGGUACAGGUCAGCGGGAUAAAAUUGAGGUAGCUUUUGAAUGUUAACACAGUGCACAAUAUCAAGUUCUAAAAUUGCUUUUCUCAGACAAACACGAGAUUUGUUCGAUUGUGGUUUCAAAGAUAACCUCGUGCUCACGUCAAAGACAAUUAAGGGGGUUAACAUGACGUCAACUGAUGCAAACACACUGUCCAAUAAAAAGGAAAUUCACUGAUUUAUAAAGACAAAAUCGCUCGCCAUAAGUGUAAUCUAGCACCUACAAGCUGUAACAGCAGCGUUACACAAUUUAAAGGUGAGUGUAGUAUUGAGUGUAUAAAAACUGAAAUUAGUUAUCCCUCGUAUGGUAAAUUAUUGUCAGAUGAAAUACAUAAGACUGGCUGGUUACGCUUCAAGCGGAAUAUUUUAAAAAGCACAAGACCUGUACCCCAUGUUCUGGACUGGGGAACCUCAUGACGACAAACAAGAAUGUUAAGCAAAAGUACGAGAACAGAACUUUUUCUUUUUCUUCAGCUCGCGUCGUUGUGUCGACUGCGUGAACUGGACAACAAGCACAUGCAGUGCAAGAAUUGUGACAGCGCUUUUUCAGUAGAAAUAUUAUGAGCGAGUUUCAAGAAAAGAUAUUGGUGUUACAUCUUGCCUAGAAAGUAUUUAUCUCUUUAUUUAUUCCAGCUUGUUAGAUUUCAGUCAUACAUGUAACGCGUUAUUUACCCCUUGGAUUUUCUUUCUGAACUUUCCAUGGGUCUGUGAAGAUAUAUGUAAAUUAUGUUUCUUAAGGGCAGAUUUAAACCACGGUCAGUGCCCUGCUAAAUGUAAAAAAGAAGGCUAGAAACAUAAAACGUUAAUGACGAAAAAUCGACAAAUGUAAGAGCAGUUUAGCAUAACCGUCACUACAAAUGCCUUUAACUUCCGCUAAUAAGGGCGCUUCAGUUUACAAAUUAAUCUGGCGAACGAACCGCAUCUUGGCCGUAACUAUUGAUUUCAUUUGUGCUGAAUACUGGCAAAUUAUCAGUGUUGCAAGUCACUGUCAGUUUCUAUGGCCAUUUUUUUCUUGUGCGCUACGAAAUCCUUUAUAUCGUGAGUUAAACGCUCGAACAGUUUUCCAAAGGCAGAGAGUUAUUUGACCCAUGAGCCCUCAGCUGGUUCCGGAACGAAACUCUUCGUGUGAAUAGUCACGAUUUCCAAGUUGUUCAAAAUUUAUAGUGGCACAACAUUUAUCAGCCUCAAAGAUGCCAAGACAUACGCAUAAUGCCGCUACUCCAUGGCAGUUUGUAUACCGAGCGAAGGGUCUUUUACAAGAGAGUGGCACUGAUCCCUGUCGUGACUGUACUCCGGAGUUUCCCAAAUGUCAAGAGAUAGUAAUUUGUCCCAAACACUUGGUAUAGAUCUGAUCCAGGCAGCCAAGAACGAGCUCGAGUUCCUUAAACUGGUGGACGAUAAUCCGAACCUGUGCAAAGGAUCUCUUGUUAAAAACGCCAUCAGACGAUAUGAGCUCUUUUGGUUGCCAUUUGCUUCAAGAUUUGGCUCAUCGCCAGCCCUCCAAGCAGCUCCAUUGGACAUCGCAUGGGUCUGGCAUGUCCACAUGUUGGCUCCAUUUUACUACGAGCAGGACUGCCUCAAUAUUGUAUCCACAGUGUUAGACCAUGCACCUUUAAACACCACCCAAAGGAACCUAGCCCUUCAGUUGACCAGAGAUCGCUGGUAUGGGGCACUUCCAGGGGAGCCGUUUGAAGUAGAUCUUACAAAACCCCCGACAUUGUUAACGGAAUAUCGAUCCAGGAUUCAGUACAAUCUGGAAGAAGCUUGCUAUCGUCAGUUCAAGUUUUAUUACCAAGUUUCAUUGCCACACUACAGUGACGACUUGUUUCUCAAAAGUGCUGCAGAACGGUAUGAGCAUCAUGUGCAGCUAAAGAGGCUACACCCAGACGUGUCCAUGGUUCCUUGCUACGAUGUCCAACUUAUCUGGCACGCCCAUCAACUUCACCCAUUAAAUUACAAGCAGACAACAACAGAAUUGUUUGGAACGCCGUUACAUCAAGAUGUUACAGGUCGAACCCCAGGAUCCAAUUUGUACCGCAUUGAAUUGAAGACGAGGUCUUUGUGGGAGGCGGCAGGAGAGCGUUUAGAGAAAGCAGGGGCCAUGUACAGAGGUGAUCCACCUGAUCCUAGUCCGCCGGCACCAAAGUCGCUGUAUACACUGCUUGCUUGUCAGGAGUAUUCAUUUGAGAUCCAAAAAGUUGAAUUCGAAGCAGUGGGAUUAAAAAGGCUGUUAAACUUCGUAAUUCAGAUGGAAAACUUGGAGGGAAGAAUCCUUUAUAGCCAAACCUUCAAAGGAGUUAAUCAAGAACAUUUCGGAGCACCGAAAAAAUUUACAAUCGAGAAUGGCGCAGAACCAGCCAUUAUUGUUUCUGUUUACAAGUGGGAGAUAUUCCGCACGAGGUUAAUUGAAAAGUGCCAAGUAGAUCUUCUCCCCUAUGUUCAGGAGGUUGUUGACGCUGAAGCCGCUACUGUAUCUAGCCAGCCAAUUACGAUUGACGUUCCUUUCUGCAGUGCACAGUAUACAGUAAAGUUAACCCUCAAGAUAGAUCCUCCGAGCAUCAUCAAACACUGCUUCAAAGUUCAACCAAUGAAGAAGUUUGUGCCCUGUAACCAUCCAUCGAUGGUGCUUAGUUUCCCAGAACUGAUGCUUUCCCCAAGUGAUCUAGCGAAGGUGUCUGUGCCUUGUGACUCUUCUACCCACCCUGUCCUCUGGAGAGGAUAUCGAGUGUUCAGGUACCGUGUUGUUCAUUCAUCAGAGGCGCUGCUGUCUGCGUUGGAGAUAAUUAACCUUUAUGAUCAGGUUGUGGCAACAUCCCACACAAUCAGCCCAGGUACAUUCCCAGAACGAAGUGCCGUUGAAGACCAGCAGAAGAAUAUAGUCCAGAACGAGAAUGAGGGUGAGAGAGCCAUGCUGAUUCGAGGUAAUAAAGAUUGGGGCGUUUGUAUCGGUAAGCUGACGAAAACAUCAGACAGAGGAAUACCAGGAUGGCAGCAUUAUGUCGCAAUAAAGGUCUACAAGUUGUUUGGUGAUCGUGGCUGGUGCUCAGUUCGCAAAUUAGGCCAUGGCGUGUUUGCGAUGCAAUUGGACCCUGACACCACUGUGCAAGUAGAUCUCAAGUUGAAUACGGUGAUAAUCUCCCCUCGUGCACAAAAUAUUCCUCAGAUUCUCGCUCUGGCGUUCUCGGUGUCAGUCUUGCACCUUCUGUGUAUCCCCUACGUCUCACACCCAUCGCGGAAAUCGUCGCCUUCUUCGCAAACAUCUCCUUCGGGCUUCAUAUCUCCUUCCAUUUACAGUGCCGGGUAUUUGAGUUCAAAGGUACCCACCAACGUCUGCCUCUCAGUGAGGCAGGACAUGUUGGAAACUUCCGAAGAAAGAGUUUGUCACUACGACUUCAACGAGGACUUACCGUGUGGCUGUAACGAUGGUUUGCCUAAUGUUGUAGGUGAGAAUGUGUCUGAUGAAGAGAGUCUGGAGGCCGCGGGAUGUGGCUCAGCAUGGCGAUAAUGCUGCUGGUGGUGGUGGAGGAGGAUGGAUGGGGGUUAACAGUGGUGGAGGUGGCGUAGGAAAAUGAGACGAUGGUGGGGCAUGUGUAGGAAGUGGUGGUGGCUGUGUUGAUGGACGUGGCUAUGGUGGAAGAAGAAGUUGUUUGGUGAAGAGUCACAAGGUGUUGGGGUAGUGAUGGUGAUGGCUGUCGUGCGUGGUUAAAUGGCGUCUAGAAGCGGGGAAAUCAUGUUCAUGGUUGAUGUAAGUAGGGGAUGUGCAAUAACGGGCCACUGUUUUUCACCAAAUGAUAUUUCAAUUAUGUGCUGGGUUAUCAGCUUUUAACUGAACAUUCUCUGUAUGGUCAGCUGAAAAGAAUUUGUGAACUGGAGUGCUGCUGUUAUACAUCUAUAUCUGUAUGAAGAACCAACUUCCAAAUAUAGAAUACUACAUAAUGAUCCCGAUAAACUCUGGGCAAGGAUUCAUCGGUUCCCUUGAUGCGCCAUAAUCCGAGUGGUAUUUCUGAUCUGGAGCAUCCAUCCAAAGGAUUCCACCCAAACUAAUAUAGAUACUGAAAAGCAUUUUCUGAAGAUAAAGGACACCGCUUAUGCAGAUCUAGAAUGCAAAUAUAUAUAUCGCUGGGCAGAGGCGUUUAUCUCGUUACCAUCGAGGUAUAUACAAGUUUAUGAUAUGUGUAGACAGAGACAGAAAGUUGUAAAUGAUUAUUCAUAACAUGAUCACUCGCUGUUGUCCACUGACAGCAUUGUAUUGAAAUUUCAGCUUGAAGUUUUUAUUAGUCUAUGGACUUCAUUUUAUUGACGUGAUACUGAAUUUAUUUUUAAUUUGAUUAUGGUCAGUUGUAUAUUUAAAUACCAUAGGGUAAAUUUAUAAAUUAUUUUGUUUAUUAUUUCACAUUUUAUUAGUUAAUUGUAGGUCCACAUCAGCCUCACUGGCUGCCAAUCUUUAUAACCUGCAUUACUAAAUAAAAUGAUGAGGUUGUUG